AUGGGUAGUUUGCCAGCCGUGGUGCAGAGACCUGCAGUUUACAACAAUGGUUACGGCGACUUCAUUUUUAACACGAGAAUGAGAAGAAGCCAAACACAAGCGCAAGUCUUACCCAUAAGGCAUUCAAAAGAACUAGGGAAUAAAGUAGUCCCAUCUCUGGACAAUGUUAAAAGCCUCAAUACUAAAAGGACAGAUGCAUUCGAGUUCUUCAAAUUGCCACUCGAAAUUCGCAAACGGAUCUAUGAAAUGCUUCUUGGUCCACUGUGGGUGCGGAACGACAGCCAAGAUAAAUGGCGAAUUCCCCUGAAUGUUAUUCGCAAGCAAGGAUCUGCUGAAAACCGAUUCCCAUUUUCUCCUCAUCCAGAAUUUAAUACUUCUUACUGUUGGGACUGCAUCACCUCGGAUACAUGGAUUGACCCAUUCAAAACUAGCGACACACCCCCUGGUGAAGCCUACUUCAACUGGCUCCGACGCAUUUCGCAUACGAGUUGUUCGUUUCGUCAAGAAUUUGCGGAGGUUUUCUGGUGUAGAACCUCGUUGACGCUAGAAUCUUAUGGACACAACUUUUUGCAUCUAGAGAACGUUCUCAGAGAUAGGCCAUCAAUAUCAAGGGGUAUCAAGUAUUUAUAUAUUGCGAUGGAAUACAUGCUUGAAGAUAUCGAAGGAAAAGUGGACACAGAUGGGUUCAUACAACAGUUGAGGAGGUUAUCUUUGUUUCUAUCUUUGGAGAAACUGAUGAUCGUACUUGGAGCACCUGAAUCCGCCCUCGACGAGCUUGCCUUAGGAGAGGGUAAAUACAAAGUUUUGAACGGGAUCCGAGAGUUUAACGUCAGCAAGGAGUUCACCAUCUGGCUUUACAUUGACCCAACCAUAAGCGACAGCAUGACUAAAUCUGAAAAAGAAUUUAGGGACUCGGAUAAUUAUCUCAGUCCCCUUACCAUUAAGUAUGAACGGAUUUUGGAGAACAGAUUCUCGCCUGUCAGCCUUCACCCUGCUGAACUCUCUGAAGAAGAAAAGUACUUGAAAGAACGAGCAAAAGGGUUCUAA
This is a messenger RNA of Glarea lozoyensis ATCC 20868, 1047 nucleotides long. RefSeq lists its product as uncharacterized. NCBI's taxonomy places the organism in Eukaryota, Fungi, Ascomycota, Leotiomycetes, Helotiales, Helotiaceae. The transcript has 2 exons. Bases 1 to 1047 code for a protein of 348 amino acids. The record is from RefSeq and is a predicted model, not a curated record.